UGUGGUAUGGUCAUGGCGCGAAUGGAAGUUUGUGUCGACUCGGUUGGUUCCGCUGUAAAUGCCGAAAAAGGAGGUGCUUGUAGAUUAGAGYUAUGUGCAAAUCUAAUGGAAGGUGGAACUACACCCUCAGCAGGAAUGCUGAAAGUGAUCAAGGAAGCCGUUUCUAUACCAGUGUUUGUCAUGAUUAGACCAAGAGGAGGUGAUUUUCUUUAUUCGCCCGUCGAGUUUAAAGUAAUGAAGGAAGACUUGCUGAUCCUCAAGAAUCUUGGUGCUGAUGGUGUUGUAUUUGGAAUGCUAACAAAGGAAGGAGACAUUGAUGUCCAAAGAUGCCAAGAGCUAAUAGAACUCGCCAAUCCUCUACCGGUGACUUUUCAUCGAGCGUUCGACAUGGUUCGAGAUCCCAUGAAAAGCCUAAGUGAUCUUGUCAAUAUGGGUAUUCAGCGAUUAUUGACCAGCGGAUUGGACUCCACUGUUCUCGAAGGUCUACCCCUAAUAAAGCAAUUGAUAUCUAAGGCCGGAGAAAAUAUUAUCAUAAUGCCUGGCGGAGGAAUCACAGAGAGAAAUUUACAGCGUAUCCUAGAAGGGACUGGAGCCAAGGAAUUUCAUUGUUCGGCACGUGAGUCGUCUACGUCAGUCAUGGAAUUCAGGAAUAACYACGUGUUCAUGGGUGCAGCCAUGAGGCCAGCCGAGUUUUYAAUCAAAACAACAAGCGAGACUAAAGCUAAGAGAUUUAUGGACAUUGCUUCUCAGUGUAAUUAACUAUGGGAACCAAAAAGCCAGGUGUUGAACAUUCAGAGAACAAGAAAAAGGGCAACUUGGAGAKAAAAACGCAAGAAAAUGGAAACAUUUCAG
Messenger RNA from Exaiptasia diaphana, 852 nucleotides. Its product is annotated as copper homeostasis protein cutC homolog. Bases 7 to 759 code for a protein of 250 amino acids. NCBI's taxonomy places the organism in Eukaryota, Metazoa, Cnidaria, Anthozoa, Actiniaria, Aiptasiidae. Gene Ontology annotation, molecular function: copper ion binding. The transcript has 9 exons. The record is from RefSeq and is a predicted model, not a curated record.